This is a messenger RNA of Morone saxatilis (striped sea-bass), 2689 nucleotides long. It is a transcript of the gene ccdc85b, whose product is annotated as coiled-coil domain containing 85B. The coding region runs from base 813 to 1415 and encodes 200 amino acids. The record is from RefSeq and is a predicted model, not a curated record. Gene Ontology annotation, biological process: negative regulation of DNA-templated transcription. NCBI's taxonomy places the organism in Eukaryota, Metazoa, Chordata, Actinopteri, Moronidae. The transcript has a single exon. Gene Ontology annotation, cellular component: nucleus.
CACAGCCGUGAAAGUGGCGGAGGCGGACAUUGUUGUGGUAACAGUCCAGCCCAAGAGGAUGAGCAGAGAUGAUGCACUUAUUUUGAGCGGAUAGAGGGCGAGAUUGGAUUGUGAUUUAUUUUGUUUUUUAUCUAAAGAAUGAAUCCUUUUUAGAAAUAAAUAAAUACAUCUAAAAAAAAAAAAGCUGCUGCACCGUACGGACUCAUCCUCCAGCCAACCGGGGAACGGAGUUCAUUCAGCCGAGGCGAGCGGAGCACAGCCUGGUGAGACGAUGCCAGCCACGUAAAAAUCACAACAUCUGCAGGGUGUGCAUCCGAGGCUGCUGGAUUAAACCCCCGUGGAUCGAUCGGGCCUUUGUACAUACAGUACAGAAAAGCCCCCAGGGCGACUGUUGCCUUCAGAAUACUGCGAGAGGAGGUAAAACAAGGACAGAUGUUUUCUUGGAGGCCUUUGGAAAACACAGCCUGCUGUUGAGAGGAUGACAGAUUGACAUUAACGGGGAAACUGCGGUGCAUUUUCAUACACGACCUCCUUAAGGCAUUAUCCACGGAGAGCAACCACUGGGUUCAGCACAAAAUCAGACCGAAGUCCCUGCUUCUUGAAGAAAGCCAUCUAAAUAAAGAUAUCACAUGUUUCUGCCAUGAUUUGGCCUCCGGUGCUGUCGUGAUUUGCACACAUGACAUCUGGAACACACUGGGUGCAGAAGACGAGGAUGUGAUGACUGUGUGUUAAGCAUUGAAGCACCCAGCUACAUCUCAGCGCUUUUAAUAGAUUCUCAGGUACCUCUAUACGUCUAGGUUUUUUAAUAGAAAAUGGGAAGCGAAGGUGAGAUAAUAAAUAGAGAACUGUCAAAGAUGUCUGACGAGGAUUUGCUGGCAUGCUCCAAAGAGGAGCUGGUGAGCCGGCUGCGUAAAGAGGAGACGGAUAAAAUAUCAGCUCUCAUCCAGCGAGGACGGCUGAUAAAAGAGGUAAAUAAACAGCUGCAGGGACACCUCCUUGAAAUCAGGGAACUGAAAGUCAUCAAUCAGCGCCUGCAGGAGGAAAACGUGGAGCUGCGGGACCUGUGCUGCUUCCUGGACGACGACCGGCUCAAAGUGAAGAAGCUGGCGCGGGAAUGGCAGCUGUUCGGGCAUCACGCAGCCAAAGUGAUGCGGGAGGACCUGGGCGGUUACUUGAAAAAGCUCGCAGACCUGGAGCGCAUGCAGGACGGACUGGUGAAGGAGAAUUUGGACCUGAAGGAGCUUUGCCUGGUCCUGGAGGAGGAGUGUGUUAGCAGGAGCGACUCCAGCCCCGGAGGGUCCACCGAGCUCAACCUGCCCUGCAUGGUGGUCCGGGAUCUGGGGGACGGAAGCUCAAGCACAGGCAGCGUGGGAAGCCCGGACCAGCUUCACCUGGUGUGCUCACCUGAUGACUGAUGACAGCUUCAAUGUCCGCAGUCAGGGCUUCUCCCGUUCAAAUAAGGAACCUGUAGAGUAGGGGUGAUGUGAUUGACAGAAUGGAGACACAGAGGCUUUGUCAGACAAUACGAAUUUAAUUGGUGCAAAAGCAUUAGAGCCUUCUGAAUGCUGCAAAGGUUUUGUGUGCCACUAGGUUUUGACUUGACAAAGAUUCUACAACCAUAGACAUUUUCAGGACUUUACAAAGACAUUUAAUAGAUGUUUGCCAGAUGAUAAUGUAUCUAAAUUUUACAGUGUUUUUUCUAAUGACUCUUCUGUUUUUGGGAAAUUCUCCUUUUUCAGUGGUCUGUUGUUGAAAAAAAAAAAAUGGGACCAAAAAACUGGGUCACAUAUAUAAAUUUAUCUCAUGCACUGGACUAGCCUACACUGGUAGAAGCCUUUUUUCUAUUGCACUGGACAGCGUUAUCAUGGAUCUUUAAAUCACAGAUCUAAAGAUUCAUUUCAAUCCAGUUUUGAGCCAUAUUUAGUCCACUGAAUUCCAAUAGCACUGAAAUAGAUGAGUUGUGAUAAAAGAAAAAUAUUAAACUAUUUGAUAUUUGCUUUUUGCUAGAUGCCCAAUAAUGUGUAAUAUAUUAUGCACUCUCUUCCUCAGGACAGGAUUGGAGUGCCAUAUGUGCAUGAUGAUUGUCACAAUUUGUACAGGCCUGUUAACCAGUCUGCUGUGAAGGCCCUUCAGGUUUACUGUGGGUGGGGCUGCUGUGCAUAAUGUACAUGUGCUAUUGCCGGGGCAGAGCCAGCACACUUGUUAAAGGGGUUUGGAUCAGAGGUGAUAGAUGUCCUUGGACCUCACUCAGAGCUGAACUGAAGUUCUGUCACUUUUUUAAAAUCCAACUGGAAACUCUUUGUAUCAAACUGGAAGGUCUACAAGUUUGAAUGAUUUCUAUUCUAUUCUAUUCUAUUCAAACCAAGCUGUUUAAAUUCACUUGUAUUACUUUUUUUUUUAUAACAUUGUUGUUGUUGAUGUUCAAUUAGCAUAUCACAGAGUUUAAGUUGAUCAGCUUCGUCUUCUGUAACUCAUGCUUUGUAUUUACCCUGUAACAUUAGGGAUAAUCUUAACUUUGACCCUUCUUUAUCUUGAUUUAUCUGUAUUAACUUGCAUUACUAACAAAUUUCAGUUUAAAUCAUAGAUAAUGCACAUGGAUUAGAAAAGAUUUAUUUUGUUGUUAGCUGUUUAUUGGUGGGCUAUGCUCGUAGUGCAUUGAAGAGCUUUAAAUACAGUGGGUAUGACACUU